AUGAACCUAAAAAAUGGCGAUUUAUCCAUCGAAGCUUACGCCUUAAAAAAUGGGGGGAGGUGUUCUCUUGUACAACACCUGUCGGACUGCAUCGAAUGCCGGACAGGUGAAACGACUACGUUUAAAAUACAAUUUCCCCGAGAAUUUGCACAGGAGACGUCAAAAGCUCACUUUAAUGAGUCUAAAAAUUCGUUCCAAGACUUUGACUUGAACAUUGGCUGGUCAUUAGCAACCGAAAACUCGUAUAAACCCAACAAAGGAAGACUUUCUAAGCUUAUGACAGAUGACGAUCACGAACAUGACCGCCGUAUUGUAAAGUCAUGCUUGGGAGCAACUGAAUGUCUUAAAAGCAGUUGUCCAUUUUAUAGAAAGGCAACUAGAACUCUUACCAGAGAGGCUGGUAUAAAAAACAAAGUAAAUGUCAUCAGUGCAACACGCUUUUGA
Messenger RNA from Mucor mucedo, 444 nucleotides. RefSeq lists its product as uncharacterized. The transcript is spliced from 2 exons. Lineage: Eukaryota; Fungi; Mucoromycota; Mucoromycetes; Mucorales; Mucoraceae. The coding region runs from base 1 to 444 and encodes 147 amino acids. The record is from RefSeq and is a predicted model, not a curated record.